AACCUUCAUUCACGCCGAGGAGCAGUUUUUGACUGGUUACCGACUAUAAAUCGGAUAUCAUGUCGCUCCUUAUCAAAUUUGAAUCAAAAUCCGCUAGGGUUAAAGGAAUUUCGUUCCACCCAACUCGGCCAUGGGUGCUCACAUCGCUGCACAGUGGAGUCAUUCAACUCUGGGACUACCGAAUGUGCGUUCUUCUCGAGAAGUUCGACGAGCACGAUGGUCCAGUGAGAGGAAUUUGCUUCCAUCAUGAUCAGCCGAUCUUUGUGUCUGGAGGAGAUGAUUAUAAGAUUAAAGUGUGGAAUUACAAGCAGAAACGCUGUAUUUUCACACUUCUCGGACAUUUGGAUUAUAUUCGUACCACUUUCUUCCAUCAUAAGUAUCCAUGGAUCAUUUCUGCGUCCGACGAUCAAACGGUUCGGAUUUGGAAUUGGCAGAGCCGAAACUCGAUCGCCAUCCUCACCGGACACAAUCACUACGUCAUGUGUGCUCAAUUCCACCCAACCGAAGAUCUUGUGGCUUCUGCCUCCUUGGAUCAGACCGUCCGUGUUUGGGAUAUUUCUGGACUUCGGAAGAAGCAAAUGCCUGGUGGAGGUGCUCCAAGCCGGCCAACCGGAGGGCAACAAGCUGAGCUAUUCGGGCAACCUGAUGCAGUUGUGAAGCAUGUGCUAGAGGGACACGAUCGUGGAGUCAACUGGGUUGCAUUCCAUCAUACCAAUCCAAUUCUAGUCUCGGGAUCCGAUGAUCGUCAAGUCAAGAUUUGGCGUUACAAUGAGACGAAAGCCUGGGAGCUCGACUCGUGCCGUGGACACUACAAUAACGUCUCAUCUGUGAUCUUCCAUCCAAAUGCUGACUUGAUUCUUUCCAACUCGGAGGAUAAGUCGAUUCGUGUGUGGGAUAUGCAGAAGCGUACCAGUCUUCACGUUUUCCGACAUGAAAAUGAGCGUUUCUGGGUUUUGGCCGCCCAUCCAAGCUUGAACAUGUUCGCCGCAGGACAUGACAAUGGAAUGGUCGUUUUUAAAAUUCAAAGAGAACGCCCGGCUUAUUGUGUCAGUGAUAAUUUGGUUUUCUAUGUGAAGGGACAACAAAUUCGCAAGCUCGAUUUGACAACCAACAAGGAUGUUGCUCUGUGCAAGCUCCGUUACCCACAACCAUUCAUGCAACCAUACUACUCUCUUUCCUUCAAUCCUGCCGAGGGAACCUUCCUUCUCACAAGCCGUACUCACAAUAAGGAUCUAUGCGCCUUUGAGCUGUACAAAGUUGCCAGUAACUCUGAUGGAACCACUGAAGCUGCGUGCGUCAAGAGCACCGGAAUCAAUGCACUUUGGGUUGCUCGUAAUCGUUUUGCAGUUCUUGACAAGGCUCAGAAUGUGUCGUUGCGUGAUUUGACGAACAAGGAACUUCGCAAACUCGAGAAUAUCAACACGGCUGUCGACGAUAUUUUCUAUGCCGGAACUGGAAUGCUCCUUUUGAGAAAUGAUGAUGGGCUUCAACUGUUUGAUGUUCAGCAAAAGAUUGUGACUGCUUCAGUGAAAGUGUCGAAAGUUCGUUAUGUGAUUUGGAGCAAGUCUAUGGAAUUCGCAGCUCUUCUUUCAAAGCACACGCUGACCUUGGUCAACCGUAAAUUGGAGAUUCUGUGUACCCAACAGGAGUCGACUCGUGUGAAGAGUGGAGCUUGGGAUGAUGACUCGGUAUUCCUCUACACCACUAGCAAUCACAUCAAAUAUGCAAUCAAUUCUGGAGAUUGUGGAAUCGUUCGUACUCUGGAUCUUCCUCUGUACAUUCUGGCUAUUCGAGGAAACGUGCUCUACUGCUUGAAUCGUGACGCUACACCAGUUGAAGUUCCAAUUGAUAAUUCUGAUUACAAGUUUAAGCUUGCUUUGAUUAACAAACGAAUCGAUGAAGUUGUCAACAUGGUUCGAUCCGCAAAUCUCGUCGGUCAAUCCAUCAUUGGAUAUCUCGAGAAAAAGGGUUACCCAGAGAUUGCUCUUCACUUUGUCAAGGAUGAGAAGACUCGCUUCGGGUUGGCAAUUGAAUGUGGAAACCUGGAAAUCGCGUUGGAAGCCGCCAAGAAGCUCGACGAGCCAGCAGUCUGGGAGGCUCUCGGAGAGACUGCUCUUCUUCAAGGCAAUCAUCAAAUUGUUGAGAUGAGCUAUCAACGAACGAAAAACUUUGAGAAGCUCUCGUUUUUGUAUUUUGUUACUGGAAAUACGGAUAAGCUUGUCAAGAUGAUGAAGAUUGCACAGGCUAGAAAUGAUGCUCACGGACAUUUCCAGACAGCUCUCUACACUGGUGAUGUUGAGGAGAGAGUUAAAGUGCUCCGAAACUGUGGACAAACUUCUCUGGCCUACCUCGCCGCAGCCACUCAUGGAUAUUCUGCUGAAGCUGAGGAGUUGAAGGCUGAACUCGAGAGUCGUCAGCAACCAAUCCCACCAGUUGAUCCAAAUGCUCGCCUCCUUGUCCCACCACCACCAGUUGCUCGUUUAGAAGAGAAUUGGCCACUUCUUGCCUCGGCUCGAGGAACUUUCGAUGCACAGCUUCUUGGAUUAGGAGGACAAUCUGCUCCAACUAAUGUUGGCGGUGUGAAGCCUGCUGCUGCUGCCUUUGCUGUUAUGGAUGAUGAUGAUGGUGAUGUUGGAAAUGAAGCAUGGGGAGAUGAUGAGUAUCUUGUCGGAGAAGAUGGUGAACUUGAUGUUGAUGAAGGAGAAGGACCAGUUGAUGGAGAUGAGGAAGGUGGAUGGGAUGUGGAUGAUGAUCUGGCUCUUCCUGAUGUUACCGAUGAUCAAGGUGGAGAUGAUGAUGAGGAAGUGGUUCCUAACCCAGCUCCAGCUGUCUCAUCGGAAUGGCCGAAUGUUUCUCGUCUUGCUGCUGAUCAUGUUGCAGCUGGUUCAUUCGGAACUGCCAUCAAGCUUCUUCAUGAUACAAUUGGAGUCGUUGAAGCAGCACCAUUCAAGGAUGUAUUCGUGAAGGCUUAUGCAGCUUCUAGACUCUCACAUCGUGGAUGGGGAGGACUCGGACCAGCUGGACCAGUGUCCAUUCAUCCGGUUCGUAAUUUCCAGGAGGAUAAGAAUCAUCUUCCAGUCGCUGCGUUCAAACUUUCUCAACUUGCAAAGAAACUGCAAAAGGCUUAUCAAAUGACGACGAAUGGAAAGUUUGGAGAUGCUGUCGAGAAACUGCGGGAGAUUCUUCUAUCUGUUCCACUGAUCGUUGUGUCUUCGAAACAAGAAGUCGCCGAAGCGGAGCAGCUCAUCACAAUCACACGGGAAUAUCUUGCAGCACUUCUCCUUGAAACUUAUCGAAAAGAUUUGCCAAAAACGAAUUUGGAGGAUGCGAAACGCAACGCCGAACUAGCUGCCUACUUUACACACUUUGAGCUUCAACCAAUGCAUCGUAUCCUGACACUGAGAUCUGCUAUCAAUACUUUCUUCAAAAUGAAGCAAAUGAAGACUUGUGCAUCACUUUGCAAACGUCUAUUGGAGCUCGCUCCAAAACCAGAAGUUGCUGCUCAAAUCCGAAAAGUGCUGACUGCCGCCGAGAAGGAUAACACUGACGCGCAUCAGUUGACCUAUGAUGAGCAUAAUCCAUUCGUCGUGUGCUCUCGUCAAUUUGUGCCUCUUUACCGUGGACGUCCACUCUGUAAAUGCCCGUAUUGUGGAGCAUCGUACUCUGAAGGGCUCGAGGGAGAAGUGUGCAACGUGUGCCAGGUUGCAGAAGUUGGAAAGAAUGUUCUUGGGCUCCGAAUCUCAACUCUGAAGAGCUAAAAGUUGUGAAAUAUGAUAAUUUUUUCGUUUUUUGUGUGAUAUUAAUUAUUGUAAUUUAUUUGCCUUGUUCUUCCACAAUUCCCAUUGCUUUUGGUCCCUUCAUAUUAUUUUCCCGUUGGGCGGCGGUUCAUGUUUUCUAUUUAAAUUAUGUGUUUUUAAAAAUUAUUUAAACCCCACAGAAAGAUUAUGAUUGCAUGCUGGUCUAUUUUAUUUGAAUAAAUCAUGAUUUUUUU
Molecule: messenger RNA, 3991 nt
Organism: Caenorhabditis elegans
Lineage: Eukaryota; Metazoa; Nematoda; Chromadorea; Rhabditida; Rhabditidae
Gene: copa-1
Product: Coatomer subunit alpha
Exons: 6
Coding region: 60-3758 (1232 amino acids)
Biological process (GO): vesicle-mediated transport; endoplasmic reticulum to Golgi vesicle-mediated transport; intracellular protein transport
Cellular component (GO): membrane coat; cytoplasm; COPI vesicle coat
Molecular function (GO): structural molecule activity
Source: RefSeq, marked reviewed